AUGGCUGGAGAAAAAGGUCCUACCUUGGACGGCAUCAACGGCAGCGAUGGCAGUUGCGAAAGUGGUACCGAAGAAUACGAGGAGCCAGAUGAUGGACAUAUCAGAAAGGGGGAUCGGAUCCGCGGAAAGGCUUGUCAGUCGGCUGGAUCCGGACUUUUAUAUGCUCCAGUUUGUCUGUCGGUCGUAGUAUACCUCGAUCGUGUUCAUCAGUCCCCUCUUGCCCGGUUGCCCCACGAGCCACACCUUUUGCGAUCCCGGCUUGAACGACACGCUUGGUCCCGCUUGCCCGAGUGUCCAGAGUUCGAGUCCGGACGGGAAGACGGCGAGGAGAGAAUGAGGUGGUGCGAGACCGGCUCUCUGGACGGCGACACUCCUUAA
Protopolystoma xenopodis is the source of this 378-nucleotide messenger RNA. NCBI's taxonomy places the organism in Eukaryota, Metazoa, Platyhelminthes, Monogenea, Polystomatidea, Polystomatidae. The record is from the annotation of a GenBank genome assembly.